AGAGGAGGGAAGAAAGGAUCGUGAUUAGGCCUGCAGACCGAGCAUUACAGUGCACCCAUCACCUCACACCAUAGCACUACGAUGUUGCCACGUCAUUUGAAGUCCCAGGCAGAUCCCUCGCGCAAGGUCUCCCUCGCAACACCACCAGGCAUCUUUGAGCUGCAAAUGAUCACUGGAGCGUCGGUACCUGGAGGUAUUCACUGAGAUAAUGAGGAUCAGGCUGAUUUAGCGACAUGAGAACAUCCGCCGCAGCUCGAUGGAGUCUUUCAACGCCGUAGAGCUCCGCGAGCUAGGGGAUGGGGGAAGGCGCACAGCUCCGCGAGACGCGCCGUCAGCACCAUGGACAGCGGCCAGAGCGGGCAUCGAGAACGCGUCAUAUCAGGAUGAGGAGCUCGAAACUAGGUUCAACGACCAACAAGGACCACCAUGCAGCUCCAGCGUUCCUCGUUCCACAUCUGGCUACCAACCUCAGAGGGAUCAUCAACUGUCACCGCGGUCAGAGGAGGAGGGACAGGAGAUGGAUUUCAAUGACCCCUCAGUGGACUAUGGGUUCAUCUUGGCGCUCGUGUUCCUGGUCAGUGGGAUAGUGCUGGUGGUGGUGGCCUACACCAUCCCCCGCGAGGCUAAGGUGGACCCGGACCUGGUCUCGGCCCGGCAGAUGGAGCGUCUGGAGCAGUACUACGCCCAGCUGGGCUCCCACCUGGACAAGUGCAUCAUCGCUGGCCUGGGGCUGCUGACUCUGGGGGGUAUGCUGCUGUCUGUCCUGCUCAUGGUGUCCGUCCUCCGGGGCGAGCUGCACCGCAGGAGGACUUUCGUCCAUCCCAGGAAGACCUACGGGUCUAUCAACCUGCGAAUGAGGCAGCUGGGGGAGGGGGAGGGGGGGAGGGACGGGGAGGGUCUGGUGGAGGGUGACCCGGGCGUGGAGGGACCCUCAGAUCCUGGCCGUGAGAGGCAAUCGCGCGGAGCGCAGGAGGGGGAGCACAGUGAGAGACGGCAGGAGUAACUGCCCUGUGGCAUGAGGAGGAGGAGAAGAAGAGAAGAGAGGAGAAGAGAAGAGAGGAGAGAGAGGAGAGGAGAGAGAGAAGA
Molecule: messenger RNA, 1086 nt
Organism: Hypomesus transpacificus
Lineage: Eukaryota; Metazoa; Chordata; Actinopteri; Osmeriformes; Osmeridae
Gene: tmem74b
Product: transmembrane protein 74B
Exons: 3
Coding region: 257-1003 (248 amino acids)
Source: RefSeq, a predicted model, not a curated record